Messenger RNA from Leguminivora glycinivorella, 1988 nucleotides. It is a transcript of the gene p53, whose product is annotated as cellular tumor antigen p53. Bases 184 to 1284 code for a protein of 366 amino acids. Gene Ontology annotation, cellular component: nucleus. Gene Ontology annotation, molecular function: RNA polymerase II cis-regulatory region sequence-specific DNA binding; DNA-binding transcription factor activity, RNA polymerase II-specific. The transcript has 8 exons. NCBI's taxonomy places the organism in Eukaryota, Metazoa, Arthropoda, Insecta, Lepidoptera, Tortricidae. Gene Ontology annotation, biological process: apoptotic process; regulation of transcription by RNA polymerase II. The record is from RefSeq and is a predicted model, not a curated record.
UUGCGCGUGCGGUACUGUGACUGCGGCUUGGUUUUGGUGUCCGUUUGUGUUACAUGUUCGUGGAAUGAAAUUGCCCUGGCGCCAGUUUUUGGUGCUUAGUCAAAUACAAAAACAUAAAAAUAGGCCGGCUGUGUAAUUCAGUAUAUUCAUUGAUUUCACUACAACUUGUUUCAGGCAGAAACCAUGUUGAAACAAGAAAGCGCUAAUAUGGCAGACUUCGAGUAUUUAGUCAGCGAUGUUUACAGCAUGGACAGCGCAAACCUCGACGAACUAGGGCCGCUGGGCACAUUCAACAGCCAGGGCAACCUCGUAGUGUUGUCUCCUCCAGAUGUUGCCGAGGCUGAGACUCUGGACAUUGCCUAUGUCAUGCCCAGCAUCAAUGUGCCUAGCGUGGAGGACACAAUGCCGGUGUCUCCACGAGGGCCACCGGCGCGCACAUCCUUCCCUGGCGGACUCAACUUUUCCGUUGAGAUAAAUGCUGCGGACACGAACAGGAAGAAGUACUUGUACUCACACCAGCUGAACCGUAUCUACGUGGACAUCAAAACCAACUUCCCAGUCCAGUUCCGCUGGGACUUCGACCAAGCCGGCAGCCCCAUGUUUGUCCGGGCCACCACUGUGUUCUCCGAUGAAGCGCAGUCGGAGAAGAGAGUGGAGAGGUGCCUGCAGCACACACAUGAGAGCACCAAUGCUGGCAUAGACCCAACCAUAGUUCAGAACGUGCUCCAUUCCUCUGCCGCCCCGGGCACCCAGGGCGUGUUCUACUGCGGAGCUCCCUCGCUCCCCGAUUCCUGGUACUCAGUCCUACUCCGCUUCGAUGGAAGACCACAAGAGCCUUACUCCCACGCCUACCAGUUUGUGUGCAAGAAUUCCUGCUCUAGUGGGAUCAAUAGACGGUCUAUUGAUAUUAUCUUCACGCUUGAGGACCACACGGGACUAGUAUACGGGCGCCAGACCGUCGGGGCGCGCGUGUGCGCCUGCCCGCGCCGCGACAAGCACAAGGACGAGGCCGCCGAGCGCCCCGCGCACAAGCGGCGUCUGCACCCGCCUCCGCACACCCCGCACCCCGCGGGCAAGAAGGUCAAGACAGAACCUGACGAUGAUGUCCUGGUGCUGCCCCCGCUGCCCAUCGUGGGCCGCCGCACCAUGGUGACCGGUCUGGAAGUGAUGCUGAACAUGAUGGAGGCGGUUGCAGCCAAGACUCCGGAGCAUGAGGCAGACAAGUACCAGAGCUCCAUCCGGGCUCUCCGGGACAAGAUCCAGGAGCUCCGGCAGGCCGAGUAAGAUAUAGAAGACAACAGAGCAAUACUUCAUAAGACAGUCAUGAAUACUUUAUAUUGAGUAUGCUUAAAAAGUCGAAAAACGUUUUCUUAUUAAAAUUCAGUAUGCUUCUUUUUUUGGCGUUAGAAAAAGUGCAAAAAAUGUACACAUGCUAAUUGUCCUUACUGAAUAACGAUAUUUAAAAAAAAGUAAUAUUUGCUUUGAACUUCUCAAAUGUGUGUUAUGACAUAUUUUAUGUAGUUAAUAAAAAUAUAUGUAGUUAAUAAUAAUAUUUUAGCAUUAAAAGUGUAAAAAAAUGUACUAUGUCCUUACUGAAUAAUGCUAUUCAAAAAAUAGUUACUGACUUAUGCCAUGGACUUCUCAGAUGUUAUUCAUGACUUAUUUUUCGUAGUUUUGCUAGGAUCAUCGUGUACUUUAUUUCUUAUGCUAGAAAAACAAAGUAUAGCAAUUUAAGCCUGCUAUUUUUGAAUAUAGAUUAUUUUGUCCCUAUUUUAGACGUAACCUUUUAAAAGGUUUAAUGUUAAAUUACUUUAAAGCAAACAGUUGUAACACUUUUUGAUACUAGAGGUAAUUUUUGGUAUUUCUCAGGCAUUUGGUAGUAUAUUUUUCCCCUCACUAGCUCGGAAACACGUAUUUUGUCCUUUAAUACCAGCGGGUAAAAACGCAUUUUUUUCCACUAGUGGGUAAAUUAAUUUGAGCUUAAAUAA